AAGUGUAGUGAGAGAGAGAAACAGAUACAGAAUAUUGAGAGAGAGAGAGAGAGAGAGAGAGACGCAGAGAGAGGGAACAAGUACCAUGAAAAGGCAAGAAGAAAGGAACAAAUUAGAAGAAACAACUGACUUUCUUUAUCUAUCUACCUUCCUCAAUUUUUGUUACUAAAGGCAAAAACUGAGUUUCAAAUUGGUUCUGUUGGUAAAUUCGGAGUACUUGGUCUUUGUUUGCUUCUUGUUGUCCUUGAUGCGGUUUGUUAUCUCUAUAUUGCUUAUGGGCUUUUGUUAACGAAGCUGUUGGUUGAGUGAGAGAGAAAAGAAAAUUGUGUAGGAAAUGUCUGUCAAGAGCAGAGGAGAGCCAGCCGCAAGAAGUGUCAUACCUAAAAAAUGGUCUCUUUUGCUUUGUCUUGGAAGCUUUUGUGUAGGAAUGCUCUUCACUAAUCGAAUGUGGAUGGUGCCUGAAUCUAAAGGUAUGACAAGGACCACUGCAGUAGAAGCUGACAGGUUAAAGUUAGUUUCAGAAGGUUGUGAUCCAAAUAUUGAUGUUACGCGCAAAUCCAAAGAUAUUUUUGGCGAAGUGUCUAGGACUCAUCAUGCCAUACAGACAUUGGAUAAAACUAUUUCAAAUUUAGAGAUGGAAUUGGCUGCUGCAAGGGCAGCACAAGAGUCUAUCCUUAGUGGUUCUCCUCUGUCAGAAGAUAUGAACACUGGUUCAUCUGGGAAAAGGAAAUAUUUUAUGGUUAUAGGAGUCAACACUGCUUUUAGCAGCCGAAAAAGAAGAGAUUCUGUUCGUGCUACCUGGAUGCCACAAGGAGAGAAGCGGAAAAAGUUGGAGGAAGAGAAGGGGAUUAUUGUACGCUUUGUCAUUGGUCAUGGUGCCACAGUUGGUGGUAUAUUGGACAGAGCUAUUGAAGCAGAGGACAAAAUGCAUGGUGAUAUUUUGAGACUGGAUCAUGUUGAGGGGUACCUUGAAUUGUCAGCCAAGACAAAGACAUAUUUUGCAGCUGCUGUUGCUUUAUGGGAUGCAGAAUUCUAUAUCAAAGUUGACGAUGAUGUUCAUGUGAAUAUAGCCACACUGGGAGAAACUUUAGCAAGAUAUCGGAGAAAACCACGGGUAUAUAUUGGAUGCAUGAAAUCUGGUCCAGUCCUUGCUCAAAAAGGAGUGAGAUACCAUGAACCAGAAUAUUGGAAGUUUGGGGAGGCAGGAAACAAGUAUUUCCGUCACGCUACAGGACAGUUAUAUGCCAUUUCAAAAGAUUUGGCUAGUUAUAUUUCAAUAAACCAGCAUGUACUGCACAAGUAUGCUAACGAGGAUGUAUCUUUGGGAUCUUGGUUUAUUGGACUCGAUGUGCAGCAUAUUGAUGAUCGGAGAUUAUGUUGUGGAACCCCACCAGAUUGCGAGUGGAAGGCACAGGCGGGCAACAUCUGUGUUGCUUCAUUUGACUGGAGUUGCAGUGGGAUUUGCAGGUCUGCUGAGAGGAUUAAAGAGGUCCAUCAGCGAUGCGGUGAAGGUGAGAAUGCUGUGUGGACUGCUGCCUUUUGAGAAUCGACUAGCAAUUCCUCCAAACUCAGGAAGGUGAUAAUGUUGAGCACUUGUGCUAGUAAUCUGUUUCAUUUACACGAGUACAGAGAAUACAUAUCAUAUAUAGAGGGAAAGAGUUAGAGAGAGAGAGAGAGAGAGAGA
Ilex paraguariensis (yerba mate) is the source of this 1684-nucleotide messenger RNA. The record is from the annotation of a GenBank genome assembly. NCBI's taxonomy places the organism in Eukaryota, Viridiplantae, Streptophyta, Magnoliopsida, Aquifoliales, Aquifoliaceae.